CCUCCUCUAAUGAAGAAAGAGUGAACAAGUGCACCGAGUUGAGCUGCUUCUCGCACUGCCACCGGGGUAGGGACAGUGGACGGGCUGAAUCCCCAGACACUGUCUUCAGGGCUGCGCUUCCCUCACCACCACCCUCAGCCCACCCCACCCCCUCCCCUCCCUUUCUGUCUUCUCCUUUCUCUCCCUCUUCUUCGCAUUUUACCGGCUGUUCACGUAACAGCUUUACACACAGUGGAGCUCCACGUCCUUCUGCACGAGGUGUUUGAGGAAUGAAACGGCAGACUUUGCUCCCCGGCAAAAUUUGUUUACGGAAGCAUCAGCUUGCAUGCCUUUCAAUUGGAUGUGACUUCUCUUUUUGAAGAAGCUAAAGAACUGAUUUCCUGUUCAUGGAGGUGAACACUGAGGAUGUUUUACACAUGAACCCUGAAGGGAACCACUGAUACCUCUCCUGUUGAAAGAGAAGGGAGCCAAAAUGAAGGAAAAUGUGGCAUCCACAAUUAUCUUCAUUUUGCUACUUUUUCUCAACACCAGUCUUCUAAAUGGACAGUCACCUCCUGGAAAACCUGAGAUCGUUAAAUGCCGUUCUCCCGAAAAGGAAACAUUCACCUGCUGGUGGAAGCCUGGAACAGAUGGAGGACUUCCCACCAAUUACAGUCUGACUUACUACAAGGAAGGAGAGACACUCACCCAUGAAUGUCCAGACUACGAAACUGGUGGCCCCAACUCGUGUUAUUUUAACAAGAAGCACACCUCCAUAUGGACGAUAUACAUCAUCACAAUACAUGCCACCAACCAGAUGGGAAGCAGUUCCUCGGAUCCACGUUAUGUGGAUGUGACGUACAUAGUUGAACCAGACCCUCCUGUGAAGCUGAAUCUAGAAAUGAAGAAGCCAGAAGACAGAAAACCAUUUCUGUGGAUAAAAUGGUUUCCACCCACCCUGGUUGAUGUAAGAUCCGGUUGGCUCACACUUCAGUAUGAAAUUCGAUUAAAACCUGAGAAAGCAGAUGAGUGGGAGACCCAUUUUGCUGGGCAGCAGACACAAUUUAAGAUUCUCAGCUUAAAUCCAGGACAGAAAUACCUUGUCCAGGUUCGCUGCAAGCCAGACCAUGGAUUCUGGAGUACGUGGAGCCCAGAGAGUUCCAUUCAGAUACCUAGUGACUUCCCCAUGAAAGAUACAACCGUGUGGAUCUUUGUAGCCAUUCUUUCUGCUGUCAUCUGUUUGAUUGUGGUCUGGGCAGUGGCUUUAAAGGGCUACAGCAUGAUGACCUGCAUCCUUCCUCCAGUUCCUGAGCCAAAAAUAAAAGGAUUUGAUACCCAUCUGCUAGAGAAGGGCAAGUCUGAAGAACUCCUGAGUGCCCUGGGAUGCCAAGACUUUCCUCCCACUUCGGACGGUGAGGACUUGCUGGUGGAGUUUCUAGAAGUGGAUGACAGUGAGGACCAGCAGCUAAUGCCAGCCCACUCAAAGGAGCACCCUAGUCAUGGGAGGAAACCCAACCGCCUGGACCAUGACAGUGACUCUGGCCGGGGAAGUUGUGACAGCCCUUCCCUUUUGUCUGAAAAGUGUGAGGAACCCCGGGCAAAUCCCCCCACAUUCCAUGCUCCCAAGAUCAUUGAGAAGCCAGAAAAUCCAGAAACAAGUAUAACCCCAACCUGGGACCCCCAGAGCUCAAACUUGGAAGAUAAAAUACUCUAUUUUCAUGCUGGGGGAUCCAAAUCUUCCACAUGGCCUUUAUCACAGCAACCCAGCCACCACGACCCAAGAUCAUCUUACCACAACAUUGCUGAUGUGUGUAAGCUGGCCAUGGGCACAGCGGAUGCACCAGCCACUGUUUUGGACAAAGCAGGAAAAGAUGCUUUAAAAUCCUCUGUGACCACUGAGAGUGGAGAGCAGGAAAAGGCAGACAAGCUGAUGGGGAUGGAAAGCUUCCAUCUCAAGACUGACCAAGACACAGCAUGGCUGCUGUGCCAGCAGAAAGCCCCCUUUAUCUCCACUAAACCCUUGGAUUAUGUGGAGAUUCACAAGGUCAGCAGAGAUGGAGGACUCUCAUUGCUACCAAAACAGAAAGAGAACAAUGACAAAACAGAGAAGCCCCACACUCCUGAAACCAGUAAGGAGUAUGCUAAGGUGUCCAGGGUGAUGGAGAACAACAUCCUGGUGUUAGUGCAAGAUCCACGAGCUCAAAAUGUGGCCCUGUUCAAAGAAUCAGCCAAGGAUACUCCUCCAUCCCUUCAACAGAAUCAAGCUGAGAAAAAUCUGGCCUGUUUCACUGCACCACCUAGCAAUUGCAGACUCCAUGUGGGUGGGUUGGAUUACCUGGAUCCGGCAUGCUUUGUGCAACCCUUUAAUUGAUAGCUUGACCAAUGGAAUGAUCGAGCAAAAUGUAAUCUUUCUUCAGGUAAUACUACAGAGUAAAGGAAAUGCAAUUUAGUACAGAAUGCUCAAGAAUGUGGUUGGAAUGACACUACUAAAACUCACUAGCAGUUCACUCCUUUUCAUGCUCCAUUUUCAGCCAGUUGCCUCUUUCUCCAACAGCCGAUUCCAGAACAAAUCAUUUUGUUUCCUGUGAUUUGUAGAUUUAUUGUUUGCUAUUAUUAUAAAAUUAUGUGUUCAAUGAAAAAGCAUAUCGCUUAGUAUUCUUGAGGGACAAUGACAAUAAGUAUAUUCUUCGGAAAAGGCUUUCAAAGUUUGGUGUGAUAAGAUGGGAGGGAUUGAAAGACUCUGAAUGCGUUUACCACAGGAAGAGGAAAGCUUUGAAGAAAAUGCCAUGAAAACCGUUUUUGAAACCCAGUUGCUUAACCUUCGACCCCUCGUUCAGGUUAUUAGGAUUAACCAAAUACAAUUCAUUUAUAGGAAGAAUGCAUUCCAGAACACCUGACUGAUUGUUUACACCAGUUCCCAUACCUUACUGAUGCAUUACCAUUAGGCAAGUAGAAACGAUGCCUCCAAUUUUUUCUUAAAAUAGUUUGAACAUCUUAAGCAUGGAUUUUUCCCUAAAUUUUUUCUCAUUCUAAAGCCUCUAGAGAAUGUAGUUUUGAAAAGUAAAAUUUUCUUACCUGAUAGGCAAAUUAAUUUAAUGUGGUGAAUCCUUUUAAAGUGGUUUCCUGCUUCAUUUCAACAUGAUAGUUAUUUAUUACAUACCCUGGUCUUCUCAUAGUGGGGGAAAAAAAUCCCAAAAGACUAACUUUAAUUUGAAAGAUAAUCACAGCAGGAUGCUGAUGGAAAUACUGCCUUACUGUACAUACUAAAUUCUACUUUAAUACAAACCCAUAAGUUUGACAAUGUAUUUUUGAAGACUAUUUUUCUAUCACUUAGGUAAAAUAAAAGACUAUUUUCUAUCUUCCCAAUACAGCUGUUUACGUAUUCAGUGGGUUAAGUAUUUUCUGCUCUAAGGUUACAUAAUGAGUACUCAUAGUACGCAGAGUAGUAUUUGCAGUCUGUUUCUGGAGUAAAAUGCAAAUGCAAAGCCCACUGAAGAAUAUGAACUGGAUAACAAAAUUCAAUUUCCAACACAGGAUAGUAUAGUUUAACUGAGUUCUUUUUAUCUCCAGAUAAACAGCAAUUGCCAACUUAGGAUUUUAGGACUCUACAGACCAGAAAUUACUUCUCCUGUGAGUUUAAGGCUACUCUGGGGCUUCUACCCAUCUCUAGGUAAAUCUUCAAAUAGCUAACAUGAAAAAUAUGAGUAGUAACCCCUACCAUGCUGUCUCAGAGAGAGGGUUUCUGUUUGUUUUGUUUUUCUGAGCAAUCGUGGGCAACAAAGAAUUUUUAAACAAAGACAGUAGGUAGUAUUCCUCUGAAAUAAAACCAUUUUGCAAAAUUUUAGCAGAAUUGGAGACAGUGCUCAUGUCAGAAGUAUCCAGAUAAAAGUUCUAGGAAACCAGAUGUUUGUGGAGUGAUGGGAAAGCUUCAAAGGCUGGGCUAUGAUAGUGAGGCUAUCUAAGUCAAUGUCAAGGGCAGGCUCCCCAAAAGGGGUUAAAAGCCUGGAUCUCCAUUUUAAAGGGAGUAUAUAUGACUCAUCUGCUGCUCAACCUGCCUCCCUUCUAUUUUUCAUUUUGUCUGAUGGUGGAAGCACAGCAUGUGUCCAGACAGCAUUUCUCCAUUUGUCUUCACUAGCUGGACAUAGAGUAAGUGAGCACGCCUCUGUGUGUUAAAAAUAUUCCAGCCAAACAAGACCAUGUUGACAGGAACUGAACUCAGAGGUGAUCAGAUGUUUGAAAAUGAAUAUAUUACCAGUGUUUCCAGAAUUGUGAAAGUAAUAGAUCUGAGGUUCUAUUUUCCCUGUAUACAAACAACAUCCUGAAAGUGAGGGACACAUUUGUGAAAUUUAUCCAAACUUGUUUGAUCCUCUAGAUCCUGACUACUCAAGGUGUAGUCUGAGGACUGGAAAUGUUGGCAACACAUGGGCUCUGUUAGAAAUGCAGAAUUUCAAGCCUUACCCAAGACCUAGAGAAUGUGAAUCUGCAUUUUAUUAAGAUUCCCAGAGGAUUCAUGUGCACAUUAAACUUUGAGAAGCACUGCCCUCUGUGAUCAUUUCCACUAAUGAGUACCUUAGUGCACAGAAACAAUUCUAAAAAAGCACAGAUCAACUCUGUCCCACACUUCAUAGCGCUCAGAACAACAUUGUAUUUGAGGAGAAGAUGCAAUUAAAACAAAAAAAAAACAACAACACCUAUUGGUGGCUUAAAAUAAUGGUACCAAAUGACCUGUAAAAGUACAGGGCCAGAAAGUAUAGCCUACCUUAAGAAGCACUGAACAAAGACUAUGAUCCUCAAAGAAUACAGACUAAAUGUUUCCCUACAUAGUACAUUCUUCUCCAAAAUGUGUGUCAAUCACUCUUAUAGUUGGACAAC
Choloepus didactylus (southern two-toed sloth) is the source of this 4851-nucleotide messenger RNA. It is a transcript of the gene PRLR, whose product is annotated as prolactin receptor. The record is from RefSeq and is a predicted model, not a curated record. Gene Ontology annotation, cellular component: signaling receptor complex; membrane; external side of plasma membrane. Bases 473 to 2350 code for a protein of 625 amino acids. The transcript has 11 exons. Gene Ontology annotation, molecular function: cytokine receptor activity; cytokine binding. Gene Ontology annotation, biological process: cytokine-mediated signaling pathway. NCBI's taxonomy places the organism in Eukaryota, Metazoa, Chordata, Mammalia, Pilosa, Megalonychidae.